This is a messenger RNA of Zea mays, 1041 nucleotides long. RefSeq names its product ORMDL family protein. Gene Ontology annotation, cellular component: endoplasmic reticulum membrane. Lineage: Eukaryota; Viridiplantae; Streptophyta; Magnoliopsida; Poales; Poaceae. The transcript is spliced from 3 exons. The record is from RefSeq and is a predicted model, not a curated record. Bases 286 to 774 code for a protein of 162 amino acids.
ACGAGAUGAGACAGACAGUAGUAUCUUGAACGUCGAGCGAACCCUACCCAUCUCCGCAGUCCACAAAUCCGCACCCAAAGCAAGCCCAACGAAACCCAGACGGCAACGAGACAGUUGUCAUCUCACUCCACCGCACCGUCCGCGCACGGCUCGCCGGCCGUCAGUCACAGCACGACACCAUCCGUUCCUGGCCUUCCUCCUGUGCAACUACCACUCGCGUCACCGCGGAAAUUAACCCCGAAAUCCAGCGCCUUCGGCACGAGCACGAUCAGGCCUGCGCAGGAGAUGGGGCGGAGAGGGGAGCCCUACUACGUCGAGGCGGUGCCGCCGGUGGACGUGAACAAGAACACAGAGUGGUUCAUGUACCCGGGCGUCUGGACCACCUACAUCCUCAUGCUCUUCUUCGCCUGGCUUCUCGUCCUCUCCGUCUCUGGUUGCUCCCCGGGGGCAGCCUGGACCGUCGUCAACCUCGCGCACUUCGCCAUCACUUACCACUUCUUCCAUUGGAAGAAAGGAACCCCUUUUGCUGCUGAUGACCAAGGCAUCUACAGCAGAUUGACAUGGUGGGAGCAAAUUGACAAUGGUCAGCAGCUUACUCGGAACAGGAAGUUUUUAACUGUGGUACCUGUGGUGCUGUAUCUUAUUGCGUCGCACUUGACCGACUACAAGCAGCCGAUGUUUUUUCUCAACACGAUUGCAGUUUUCGUGCUGGUCGUGGCAAAAUUGCCGAACAUGCACAAGGUCCGCAUAUUUGGAAUCAAUGCAGACAUCUGAGGACGGCUGCAAGAAGUACAUGGAUGCGAUGCCAUGAUGUUAUGAACAAGCAGUGUGUUUCUCAAACUCGACACAACUGCCUGUAAUAUAUGUACAGGUUUAGAAAGAACUGUAAAUGAAUGAUACUCUAGGAUACAAGGUUUGCCUGCAGACUGCUCUGUGUUGCCGUUGCCGCUGCUUUCUUUUGAGUUUCACUGAAAGUGGAAACCAUAACUUGGGUAAAUGUAACGUUCGGUUUUCAGCUUCAGCAAGACAAUAGUUUACCAA